This is a messenger RNA of Aspergillus campestris IBT 28561, 2452 nucleotides long. RefSeq names its product transcription factor AbaA (gene abaA). Gene Ontology annotation, biological process: regulation of transcription by RNA polymerase II. Gene Ontology annotation, molecular function: DNA-binding transcription factor activity, RNA polymerase II-specific; RNA polymerase II cis-regulatory region sequence-specific DNA binding. The transcript has 3 exons. Gene Ontology annotation, cellular component: transcription regulator complex. The coding region runs from base 1 to 2379 and encodes 792 amino acids. NCBI's taxonomy places the organism in Eukaryota, Fungi, Ascomycota, Eurotiomycetes, Eurotiales, Aspergillaceae. The record is from RefSeq and is a predicted model, not a curated record.
AUGGCUACCGACUGGCAGCCUGAGUGCAUCAUCCCCCAGAGCCAGCCAGCGCUGGAGAGUGUGGGAGCCCAUUCAGAGCGGGUUCUCCAGAACACCUCUGGCAACGUCCAGUCCUAUUCAGAAGACCUUGCCCACAGCGACCCGAUGGGGCGAGAUGGCUAUUUGCAGCAAUUCGCCUACAAGUACCCUUCUCAUCUUCCGCCGGCUGCACCCGCUCCCCCAGUACCGUCGGCAUCCGCCAGCCUUCACAACUCGCAGCUGCUGGCCAGCAGGGCCCAGGCGAGGAGGCAGCGGCGGUUGAAUUCCGCCAACCAGUUUCCCUCUGGGCCUCGGAGACGCAGCUAUCUGCAAUCCCAGAAGUAUCUGGAGUAUCGUCGUCGUCCUCGACGGGACACCGGAAAGGAUGGCGAACCCGUGUGGUCUGAUGAGCUAGAGGAUGCUUUCCAGCAGGCUCUCGAAGCGAACCCUCCAAUGGGUCGAAGGAAAUGGUCGGGUCGUGGAAAGUCGUACGGGCGGAACGAGCUCAUUGCAGAGUUUAUAUACAACACCACAGGCAAAAAGCGGACCAGAAAGCAAGUUUCUAGCCAUUUGCAAGUCCUGGACUCGUUCCUGAAGGGAGAUCUUGACUGGGAGCGCCUAGUCCGUGAACAGCAAGCAGAACGAUCGAACAGCCAGUCUCACUCGGCUGGUUCCAGAUGGCGGACUUCCAUGGAGCAUCCACUAUCGAGUCAUUACAGCCACCCCUCCUCGAGCUAUCAUGACCCCUCGCGGUCUAUGCAUCUUUAUGGUGGGGAGCUCCCCCCGCCGCAUUAUGCAUUGAGCUCGAUGAAUAGCCCCACGCCAAAUAUGAUCCACGGUCUUAGUUUCGACAUGUGGGUGAGCGCACCGAACAAACCGGAUCGGGUUGAGGAAGCUUUUCACGCGUACACGUGUUUGCAAGGCGACCAGCGACACCCCGUCGGGCCUCCAAUGCCGCUGGAGAGCCUUGUCAACUGGCGUCAUUCAUUCCCCCGUCUUGGUGACUUGAUGGCUGAUGUGAAUACCCCAAUAAACUGCGAUAUCAUCUUGCUCGAGACCAAUCUGAAGUUGAUGGAUGAUUUCCCCCCCACUGGCUCCCGGCUGGGAACCCAGCUGCAACUCGACUAUUCCCACCCCACUGCGGGGGAUAUCUCGAUGACCCACGAAAUGGACAACUGGGGUUGCAGUACCUAUAUGUACGAGGAUGGCCAGACGAUGCUGGAAGCCCACCACAGGGUCUCUAAGCCAGCUUCUCCAAAAAUUAAGCCCCCGUUCGAGUCGAUAUGGUGGGCCAAGCUAUUCACCGACCUCACGCAAGAGAAGCGAGUAGCGGAGAGGGAGGGGAACCACUACGCUGCUGACGAACACGCCCGAAAAUUUUUUCGCUCUCUGACCGCAGUCCAGGAAAUCCGGGCCACCCCGAACAGCUCUCGGCGGCUAUCGAAUCCGUACGGGGCGCAAACUGGAGAGGAAAGCCAGCGCAUGGCGAUCCUGCUCUGGAAGUUCCGCCAGACCCGACCUGGGGAGGCAGGAACAACUACCUGGCGGCGACUGAUUCCCCCACCGAGCCGAGUCGCUACGAACAGUCCGCGAACAGCAUCCGGCAUCGACCUCCCGCCGCUCUCACUGGAUGCGCUGCUUUCCAAGCCGGCUUCUAGCGCCUACCAUGCGCCACAACCGCAGGAUUCACUCCAGAACAGCGCUUCUCAACCUCCCUGGCUAUAUCAGCCGUCAGCAGAGAGCCUCCCGAACAUCUAUUCCACAGGGUCAUUCGAUUUCCUCAACGCGAUCACUCGACCCGAGGAAAGCUUAAACGAUAGAACCGCCGUCAGCUCGGUGCUAGACCCAUACCCUGCUCUACCACCAGCAGACACCAGCCAGCCCUCGCAUCUCAACGGCGCAAAUUCAGGCCCGAUGAUGCUCCAGGUGCCCGAUAUGUCCUUAUCUCACUCGAACCUCGGUGGAUAUGGAAUGAGCCAUGAUGGGCACUACGUGCCAUCGCAGUCGCACGGAGUCGGCGUUCAUGACAACCAGGGCGUGCUCAACAACCUUUUCGGAUCAUCCACGCAACCCCUCGACGACCUCAGCCAUAGUCAUGCGGCGUGGUCCGCCACUCCAGCGACAACUCUCCCUGGUGACAUGAGCAACAACUACAGCCAUCUAUCAUACCAACCGUCAGAGCACCCGGCGUCCGUGUCGCGGGGAUCGCAUGCCGGUCAGUUUGAGGGUCUAAUGAGCGCGGAUGAUUUGGGCCUGGACAAAAUCGUGAGCAACAUGCCGAACGAACAGAACCUGAACGGCGCUGGGCAAGACCACACGCAUCAGUCAUAUGCGGAGGGGAAUCCUGUGGAGGCUGGUUAACCAGGGUCUCCGGUGAAUGGGUUUACUUUAUGAUAUUCAUGGGCAUUAAAAGUAUCGUUCGUGGGGGCGUGCU